GAGGGGUGGGGCCUUCCUCGUGACCUUUCACCUCAGCAUGGCUGCGCCCGUAGGACCAGUGAAAUUCUGGCGACCCGGUACAGAGGGACCAGGUGUGAGCAUCUCUGAAGAGAGACAGAGUCUAGCGGAAAACUCUGCGACAACCAUUGUUUACAAUCCUUACGCUGCCCUUUCUAUAGAGCAGCAGAGGCAGAAGCUGCCAGUGUUCAAGCUUAGGAAUCAUAUAUUAUACUUGGUAGAAAACUAUCAGACAGUGGUGAUUGUUGGAGAAACAGGAUGUGGGAAAAGCACGCAGAUUCCACAAUACCUUGCAGAAGCUGGCUGGACAGCCGAGGGGAGAGUUGUAGGAGUGACCCAGCCUCGAAGAGUGGCUGCUGUUACCGUUGCAGGGAGAGUGGCUGAGGAGAGGGGUGCGGUGCUGGGCCAUGAGGUGGGCUACUGCAUCCGCUUUGACGACUGCACUGACCCGCUGGCCACGAGAAUUAAGUUUCUCACUGAUGGAAUGUUGGUCAGGGAAAUGAUGGUUGACCCAUUGUUAACAAAAUAUAGCGCCAUCAUGCUGGAUGAAGCCCACGAGAGGACCUUGUACACAGACAUUGCCAUUGGCUUGCUGAAAAAGAUUCAGAAAAAGCGAGGGGAUCUUCGAUUGAUUGUGGCUUCAGCCACUCUGGAUGCAGAGAAAUUUCGGGAUUUCUUUAAUCAAAAUGAUACCAGUGACCCCACCAGGGAUACAUGUGUGAUUCUUACAGUGGAAGGGCGAACAUUUCCAGUGGAUAUCUUUUAUCUCCAAAGCCCUGUUCCAGAUUAUAUCAAAUCAACUGUAGAAACUGUGAUGAAAAUUCACCAGACGGAGGGAGAUGGAGACGUACUCGCAUUUCUUACUGGCCAGGAAGAGGUAGAAACUGUCGCAUCUAUGCUGAUCGAGCAGGCUCGAGCACUAAGUCGAACUGGGAUGAAGCGACACCUCCGAGUUCUCCCCAUGUAUGCAGGACUGCCUUCCUUUGAGCAAAUGAAAGUGUUUGAAAGGGUGUCGCGCAGUGUCAGAAAGGUGAUAGUGGCUACCAAUGUGGCAGAAACCUCCAUUACAAUCAGCGGGAUUGUGUAUGUCAUCGACUGUGGCUUCGUGAAACUCCGGGCCUACAAUCCCAGGACAGCUAUUGAGUGCUUGGUGGUGGUGCCAGUAUCGCAGGCAUCAGCCAACCAGCGCGCAGGGCGUGGAGGCCGCAGCCGCUCCGGAAAAUGUUACCGCCUUUAUACAGAGGAAGCCUUUGACAAGCUGCCUCAAUCCACCGUUCCUGAGAUGCAGCGUAGCAAUUUGGCGCCUGUCAUCCUACAGCUGAAAGCACUAGGAAUUGACAACGUCCUCAGGUUCCACUUCAUGUCGCCCCCUCCAGCCCAGUCGAUGGUGCAAGCGUUGGAGUUACUCUAUGCUCUGGGAGGUCUGGACAAAGACUGUCGCCUAACCGAACCUCUUGGCAUGAGAAUAGCAGAGUUUCCUUUGAAUCCCAUGUUUGCAAAAAUGCUGCUUGAAUCAGGAAAUUUUGGCUGUUCUCAGGAAAUUCUAAGCAUCGCAGCCAUGAUGCAGAUCCAGAAUAUCUUUGUGGUCCCCUCAAACCAGAAGUCUCAGGCAAUUCGAGUGCACCGAAAAUUUGCUGUGGAGGAGGGUGAUCAUCUCACUAUGCUCAACGUGUAUGAAGCAUUUAUCAAACACAAUAAGAAUUCUCAGUGGUGUCAGGAACAUUUCCUGAAUUACAAGGGUCUUGUCAGAGCUGCGACAGUGAGAGAACAACUGAAAAAGCUUCUUGUCAAGUUCCAAGUGCCCAAGACAUCUAGUGAAGGUGAUCCAGACCCGGUUCUGAGGUGCAUUGUUUCGGGAUUCUUUGCAAAUGCUGCGAGGUUUCAUUCUACUGGAGCUUAUAGGACUAUCCGUGACGAUCAUGAACUACACAUCCACCCUGCGUCAGUCCUCUAUGCCGAGAAGCCGCCUCGCUGGGUUAUCUACAAUGAAGUUAUACAAACCUCCAAGUAUUAUAUGAGAGAUGUGACUGCUGUUGAAUCCGCUUGGCUGUUGGAGCUGGCUCCACACUUUUAUCAACAAGGAACGAAGAAAUUAUAUCACGCUUUGGACCAUGUUCACAAGGAGUGGCGCAGGUAUUCUCUGAUGAGGACUGCCUCACAAAGGACAUAAACAGCACCUGUCCCUAAAAGCCAAAAGGGCCAAGGUCCAGGACCAGUGAGCAGAGCACGGCUGCAGCUGCGGGGACUGCGUGGUGCCCUCACCUCCACACUGCUGCCCGCCAGUGCCCAGGGGCUGAGCCGGCAUCAGCUUGUGUGGGACCUUCUGCUGCUCUGAAGGGGGCUGCAGCCCGUUCAUCAGCCCCUUCCUCCCCGCUCCCUGCAGCGUUUGCAUUUCCUGCUGGGGUCCGCAGGAGUUUGUGCACGGGUGGGCAUCCCGCUGCACUGCACCCAGGCAGAGCUGGAGUUGGCAGGGCCGUGCUCCUUGCUCACUCAGCUCCCUCCCUGACCCAGCAUGCCACUUCUAGCAGGCAGACAGUCCUGGCCCAGUUUUGUGGGAAUGAGGAGGAACAUUAGCCACUGUGGGCUGAAGUACCAUGUACGGUGGACAGAGGGUUUGCCAGGCUGGCUUUGCUUUCCCUGGUGGGCCACAGCUGUGUUGACCAAUGAGAUCUGCUGCCAGGGGUGAACACGUGUGUAUCUACCAAGGGAUGAGACCCUGGAAACACUGCAGAUUUCUGCCCAAAUCACUGAGAGUCAUGUCUAGUGGGCACAGGGGCUCCCAAACCAGAUGUCUUGUUUUCCCUCUGCCCAUGUCCCUGUUUAUCUGUGGCCAGGUGACCUGCAAGGAUUGGUGAUAGACAGAAAGGACUCAUGCACGCUGUUCUUUGUCAGCAUAGGAUUUCUCUGUCUCACAAGGGGGCUUAGCUGUCUGUCUCUGAUUCCCUGUCCUCACUCCACUCGCUGAGCACUAGUGAGAGUUCGCAGCGCACACCUGUCGGGGAUCCUCUGUGGCCGGAGCUCACAGCACUGAGAAGGCUCUACGCUUCUGUAGCUCAGGAACAUAACUUCCGUCUCUGUUUCUCAUUUGUUUGCUAGGGUUCCUGUGAGAACCCGGGGGCACCUCUGCCAGCAGGCACUGGUUUCGUUGUUGCCCCUGAGCUUCUUUGCUGUGAUGAUGUUUGCGUUUCAACACAUGACUGAUAGAGAUUUUUUUCCCCUUACUGUUUCAAUGACAUUUAUUUUAAAAACACGUAGCUUGAAAAUUUAUUUUUGUACUGAUGUUAGUUUGGAUGUGCCGCUUUUGGCACCAAACACGUAUGUCAUUUUUAUUUCCAUUUUAUAAACAUGUAAAUAAUAGUGGUAACUUGUUAAUAAUAGCAAACCUUUAUACGUAAAGUAAAUAUAUUCCCUCCCAUUGUGGUUCUUGUGGUCUGUAUUUUAAGAUGGUCCUGUUAAUUCUUCUGAGUGCAGG
This is a messenger RNA of Equus quagga, 3490 nucleotides long. RefSeq names its product DEAH-box helicase 35 (gene DHX35). The transcript has 23 exons. Gene Ontology annotation, cellular component: intracellular anatomical structure; catalytic step 2 spliceosome. Lineage: Eukaryota; Metazoa; Chordata; Mammalia; Perissodactyla; Equidae. Bases 38 to 2188 code for a protein of 716 amino acids. Gene Ontology annotation, molecular function: RNA binding. The record is from RefSeq and is a predicted model, not a curated record.